AUGCAGCAUGCAGAGCUCCAGCAGGACGACGGGAGUCCAGCUGAGAAGCAUUGGAGGAGGAUCAUCAUGUCUGUGCAGCUGCAGUUUAACGUCUGCAGGACCAGAGAGCUGAGAGAGCUGCUGGAGGACGAAGGCAAAAUAAAACGCAUCGUCAGGUGCAGUGAGAAGGUUCAGCGGCUACGGCAGGCUGCAGAGAAAACACUGGUUUCAAAUCAAAAACUGGCAAAAGCGAGUCUUUCUCAAAAACCAAAGUUGAGAGAUGCAAAGUUACUGCUUGCGAUGAAGUACAGGGAGCUGGAAAAACUGAGGAGCAUCAUUCAGGCCAAACAAGAACAACUUGCAGAAAAAUACAGCAUUCAUUACGCUCGGUGGUGCCUUCAGGAAAACAUUAACCAUGCAGACGAAGAAUUUGAGCUGCUGGUUCAGAGGUUUGCAGAAGGAAAAGCAGCUCUGACUGACUUCCUGGACUCGUCUCUGAGCUCUCGGAUGCUUCACCACAUCAGGCUGGCGCUGCUGAAGAAGCUCCAGGAGAUGGUCAGACACGAGGAGAAAACAGCUCAGAGACUGGAUGUGGCUCGUUGUCUGUCUGAACAGAUCCACUCCGUCUACAGUCUGACCACAGCUGUCGUCUUACCAACCUGCUGCCAUCCUCCCUUCCUGCUGCCGCUCGGUGCCCAUGUGGCCCAGUGUUUUCAGCGCUCAACGUUCAGAUCUGAAGACGACGAGUUCCUGCUUUCAGGAGCCAACAGACGAGGCCUCAGGUGGCCGACGAGACCCGCCAGACUUCAGCCUCUGAAGAUGCAGCAGAGGAGAAAUCAACAAGCACCACAGUGAAAUUGAUUUCUUCUCUGUUUAUUUAUUCAUUGUUGUCUUAUUCUUUGUGUUAGAACAUCAUUAAUGAACCCUGAGAGUCAGAGAAAAGCUCAGUGAAUGUAAAGAUGCUUAGAACAGAUGGUUUAGAGUUAAGACACGCUACAUGCCAGGCAGCAUCUAGAGCUUUUCGGAUUUAAUUUUACUUUCUAUCAGAGGCCUUUGAUGAGUCAGGUGAUAAAGAAAAAAAAAACUGAGCUCAGUGGAGCAUCCUUAAUCGUUCCACUUGAAAUUCUCUACAUUUACACUCAGGAAGAAGAAGAUAAUUGUGAUAUCUUGCAGCUCAGACGCGAGAACAGACUGGACUGUUCAGCAGUUAAAUAUUUGAUUUGAUCCAUAUUUACAAAAAUUCUGCAGGUAAAUACAAUUUUGUUCAAUUCUUGCCCAGUAUUCGAACUUAUUUUGCUUGAAGAAUCCUCUCAGGUUGGGAAACCUGUCUUGAGGGGAUCUUUGAACAUUCAGUUUCUCCUUUUUAAACUGAACAGAAAUCCUGAUGUGCUCAGAUUAUUGCUGUUUCGCUCUAUCACGGUUGUAUGGUGUUUAUCUGUAGUUCAAACCAUUCAGGACCAAGUGUGUGGAAUAAUACUGACAAUUUCUCUUCUUGGGUUUGUAGAUUUUCUAUGUUUACCAGAAAGCUUUCCAACAUCCCGAAGACAAAAACACUAUUAUACCUGAAAUAGAUACCUGAAAUGCAUUUUGAAUUAUGUCAUUUGGAAGUACAGAGCAUCAUGAUUCAAACAGUGUGAACUAUUUUAAGAUAUAAACACUACUGCAAACAUGCAAAACAGCA
Acanthochromis polyacanthus (spiny chromis) is the source of this 1660-nucleotide messenger RNA. RefSeq names its product vacuolar protein sorting-associated protein 37B-like. The record is from RefSeq and is a predicted model, not a curated record. The transcript has 4 exons. Lineage: Eukaryota; Metazoa; Chordata; Actinopteri; Pomacentridae. Gene Ontology annotation, cellular component: ESCRT I complex. Gene Ontology annotation, biological process: ubiquitin-dependent protein catabolic process via the multivesicular body sorting pathway; protein targeting to vacuole; protein targeting to membrane. Bases 1 to 834 code for a protein of 277 amino acids.